UGAGACGAUAGGCAGCCCUACAUGUCUGCCUCUGCUUAGUAAGGUUGCUGUAGUGCCUCUGUUUGCCAGCUUAUCAUACGCACUUCUGACAGAAAGAUUUGCUGUACCCACAAGCAUCUUACAAGUACAUUUAAAUAAGACACUUGUGCGAUCCAGGUUCCAACUUCUUUUUCAAAGUGCUGCUCCUGUCACUGGCACAAUCCACGUGCCUAUCGCUGUCCUUGGGCCGCUAUUAUUCAGUGAAUAACUCUGUCAAGAGGUACCUUUCCAGGAGCAUGCUGUAAUCGGCAGUUCUGGGUCAAACCCGAAGAAGUACUUUUACCGAGAAUUUCUGAAUGUUUUACCCCGUGCCUCUCGACUCAAGCUCUCUGAAGGUCGCGUUACUGGACACAGCGAAACAGAGGAGAAGAGAUGGAAUACGUACAACCUCACUUGAACAUUCUAGCCGCCAGACCCGAGUAACCCUCCACCUCGCAUUCUUCUGGGCGUUAUAAAUACUCGGCGGUGGGCUCUGCCUCCUCGGAUUUUCCCGCCGGCUGCCCAAAACGCCGUUUAAGUCUCAACCGCGCUGGUACCUCGGCGGCCGUGCCCCGCCGGCAGCACCCAGCCCCGGGGCGCUGCUGCCCCGGGCACGGCGAGCGGCCAAGGGGCGGGAGCCUGGUUUGAGAGCCACUCUCCCGAGUUAAUAUGCGAGGUGUGCUGGAGGUGAGGAUACACAACGCCUGCCCAGAGGAGCGCUGGGAGGAACGUGGCUUGAUCUCCCUCUUGUGGAAAAUUAUUGGAACUAUAUUCGUGUGAUACUGAAGAAAAAAAAACAGCAUCCAUCAGGAAAUAAAUGAUGGCAGCAGUUACCAUGCCACCUGAUGCUCUUGUCAGCCCUCAAGGAAAUGAAGAGGUGGACUCUCUUAUUGUACUGCAUUAUAAUUACACAGGAAAGCUUAUUUUAAGGGAAAAGGCAACUGAUAAAAUAGACCUGCCCACUAUUUCAUUUCUGAUCCUAUGUAGUUUCAUAGUCCUGGAAAACUUGAUGGUGUUGAUUGCCAUAUGGAAAAACAAUAAAUUUCACAACCGCAUGUACUUUUUUAUUGGCAAUCUAGCUCUCUGUGAUCUUUUAGCUGGGAUUGUUUACAAAGUAAACAUUCUUAUGUCUGGGAAGAAAACUCUGAGCUUGUCCUCUACAAUCUGGUUCAUUAGGGAAGGUAGCAUGUUUGUUGCCCUGGGAGCAUCCACUUUCAGCUUGCUAGCGAUAGCUAUUGAGCGGCACUUGACCAUGAUUAAAAUGAGGCCUUACGAUGCAAAUAAAAAAUACAGGGUGUUCCUUCUCAUUGGUACAUGCUGGCUUAUUUCAAUUUCCUUGGGUGCCCUCCCCAUUCUUGGCUGGAACUGUAUAAACAAUUUACCAGAUUGCUCAACAAUUUUGCCUCUGUACUCCAAAAAUUAUGUUGUGUUCUGCAUUAGUAUCUUCAUAGCCAUUUUGGUCGCCAUUGUCAUCCUCUAUGCUCGCAUCUACAUACUGGUAAAGUCCAGCAGUCGUAAUGUCACCAACCACAACAACUCAGAGCGGUCCAUGGCACUCCUUAGGACUGUUGUUAUCGUCGUUAGUGUCUUCAUUGCGUGCUGGUCUCCACUGUUCAUCCUGUUCCUCAUCGAUGUGGCCUGCAGAGUCAAGGAGUGCUCCAUCUUGUACAAAGCCCACUGGUUUAUUGCUCUGGCAGUCAUCAAUUCUGCAAUGAACCCCAUCAUCUACACCCUGGCCAGUAAGGAGAUGCGUCGGGCUUUCUUUCGCCUCGUGUGUGGCUGCCUGGUGAAAUCCAAGGUGGCCAGAUCUUUGCCUAUUCAACCCACUCCAGAUCACAGUCGAAGUAAAUCCAGCAGCAGCAAUACCCAGAAGCCAAAAGAAGAUUUCCCACCGAUAAAUAUUCCCUCAUGUGUUGCUGAGAAAAAUGAAUCUUCAUUUCACAAUGGAAACUUCUGUAAGUAAGGGACUACUCAAGACAAGUACUUUUCUGUGUUUUUAGAAAAAGUGUUAAACUUAAACUACAGUUGUAGUUUAAAUAUUCAUGCACUUCAGUCACAGGGGAAAACACUAACCAUUUAUUUAACUUUGAGAACUUAUUUAUCAACAAACAUUUGCUUUGGGUGUUCAUUCAGUAACACACCUGAUUCAAUAAAAGCCUUUCAUGGUACCUAGCGGUCAGGACAGAGUCCAUGCACAGCUAAGAUCAUCAAGUGCGGCAAUGGCAUUGCAUGCUAAUGCUUCAUUUGGCACCUCGUGGUCUUGCAAGACAUCAUUAAAACCUGUUAGAAACUUCAGCAUUCAACUAAAGACUGCUGACAAUUGUAACAUGAGCCUAGUUAAUUGCCAGCUGGGAGAAGAAUUCAUUGCAUAAGUUGGUGAUUAUAGUUCUCUGUAUGUAUCUUGCUGUUGUGUUAAUGGCCUUAUAAGUAUGUGGUAUAAAUAGCUGUAUAUUUGUACAAUCUCUUAUUAAAAAGUCAUUGAUUGGUAAAAGUUUACAACAUGCUAAACAUUGUAUUGCAGUAUACAGUGUGACUAAUAGUAGAAAUAGAUGCGUUUCAAUGGGGAUAUUUAAAAUGAAGUAGUAGCUUUUAACUGUCAGAAACUUUAACAAGUCAUAUCAAUGCAGUAUUUUUAUUUUUUCCAUUGUUAUUCAAACUUUUUGUGUUUAGUGAAGGACAACAUGGCAGUUGUCACUGUGGCAUUUCACAACAUAUUUUAAGUAAGCAGUAGUAAACUGUUGAGAGAGGAUAUAUAUUUGCUAUUUAAAGUAGAUAAAAUGUGACCCCUCAAUACAUGUGUAACAAGUGUAUGUGCUGUUUCAAUGAAUAUAUUUUUGCUUACUCUUUUCAAUAUAUUUAAAAAUGUAUGUCCAACCUAUAUAAACCUGUGUACAUUGUGAAUGCACUACCUAAGCUGAGAUCCUUCAGUUCUGAAAGAGAGACGUAUCAUUUCAGAAAGCAGUGAACUACAGUGGGUUCCUGUGGAGUUCCUUCUUUCCUUUCUAGGCCCUACCAGAGUGUGGGGUUGUGUUAGAAGUUCUCCCUGGGAAGUUCUGCCAGUGGGACAAUGUCCCAUUUUCUGUCAGUGGGAUCCUAUGCUUCUACCAUUUCUGGACACUUCUGCAGAUGCAAGAGGGAAGAUGUGGUACAGCAGGGUCAUGCUCAUGGGCAUAUCUCCGUUUAUACCCGACCCUGCCUUGGAUCUGGAAAGAAGGUUUUUUUAGUCUGGAAGACCUGGAGCCUCAGCCCCUUUUGAGAGCCCAUUUCAGAGAGACCUUACAACAACUUUAUAGAUCAUCACUGCCUUACCAGCCUGAGGACAGGUUGAUGUUGAGUGUCAAAGCAGUUUCCUGAGUCCUGGAGCGGUAAAGACUUCACAGACGUCUGGUUUCAGGUCCCCGUGGAAGUGGCCUGUGGUACUUCCAUCAAUUGUGCUUUAUGGCUGGAGGCUUCAGUGGAGUUUGAUGGGAAAUUCUGGGACAAGUUCCCAUUGUCUCAGUAAGAAUGUAUACAUCUAACUUCAUUGGGCUCUUUCAAAGAUUUGUGUUUAGUGUCUCAAAAUACACUUUGCCUUAUGCACAAUCAGAAGUAGUUGAGGCUUUUUUAAUACACAGCCUGAAAGAGCUCAUCCUUAACUUUACUCUGGUCUUAAUCAUUUAAAGCAGCAGCAUUAGACUCUUCUCAAAUAUGUAUUCUGUAUAAGUUGUGUAUUGUAUGUAGCAAAAACCUUUAAAAUGUAGAGGUUUGCAUUGUGAUUAUCUUUUACAAAUUAAUAGUCUGUAAAUGUAGAAGAGUGUAUAAGAACAAAGAAGAAUUGUAUUUGAAUGAAAUAACUGUGAAAGAGAGUAGUAAAUAUGAAAUAAUUUCUACCAAAAAUGUUGAGAAGCAGUGCACUUAGUGAAGAAGAAAAAGCUAAACCAAGGUAAGCAUGAUAUACCUAUAUGGAUUG
Messenger RNA from Zonotrichia albicollis (white-throated sparrow), 3967 nucleotides. RefSeq names its product sphingosine-1-phosphate receptor 3 (gene S1PR3). NCBI's taxonomy places the organism in Eukaryota, Metazoa, Chordata, Aves, Passeriformes, Passerellidae. Gene Ontology annotation, biological process: G protein-coupled receptor signaling pathway. Gene Ontology annotation, molecular function: sphingosine-1-phosphate receptor activity. The record is from RefSeq and is a predicted model, not a curated record. Gene Ontology annotation, cellular component: membrane.